Sorex fumeus (smoky shrew) is the source of this 2761-nucleotide messenger RNA. It is a transcript of the gene CEP97, whose product is annotated as centrosomal protein 97. Gene Ontology annotation, molecular function: protein binding. NCBI's taxonomy places the organism in Eukaryota, Metazoa, Chordata, Mammalia, Eulipotyphla, Soricidae. The record is from RefSeq and is a predicted model, not a curated record. Bases 72 to 2657 code for a protein of 861 amino acids. The transcript is spliced from 11 exons.
CCUCUUCCCGACUACAAGAAGUACAGAGCGGCUGGAGGUCGGUUGCUUGGCAUUAUUAGCAAGCGGGAAGUAUGGCGGUGGCGCGCGUCGACGCGGCUUUGCCUCCUGGAGAAGGAUCAGUGGUAAAUUGGUCAGGCCAGGGACUACAGAAAUUAAGUCCAAACUUACCCUGUGAAGUUGAUAUUCAUACUUUGAUUCUGGAUAAAAAUCAAAUUAUUAAACUGGAAAAUCUUGAGAAAUACAGAAGAUUAAUACAGUUGUCAGUGGCUAAUAAUCGGCUGGUGCGGAUGAUGGGUGUGGCUAAACUGACCCAACUCCGGGUGUUAAAUUUGCCUCAUAAUAGUAUUGGCUAUGUGGAAGGACUGAAAGAACUGGUACAUUUGGAAUGGCUGAACUUGGCAGGAAAUAAUCUCAAGGCAAUGGAACAAAUUAAUUGCUGCACAGCGUUACAGCACCUUGAUUUAUCAGACAAUAAUAUACCCCAGAUAGGUGAUCUAUCUAAAUUAGUAUCACUUAAGACUCUGCUUUUACAUGGAAACAUCAUCACUUCUCUUAGAUUGGCACCUGCUUAUCUACCCAGAGGUCUUGGUAUACUUUCUUUGGCAGAAAAUGAAGUCCGGGACUUAAAUGAGAUCUCUUUUUUGGCAUCCUUAACAGAAUUGGAACAGUUGUCGAUCAUGAACAAUCCUUGUGUGAUGGCGACACCUUCCAUUCCAGGGUUUGACUACCGACCAUACAUAGUCAGCUGGUGCCUAACCCUCAGAGUCCUGGAUGGAUAUGUGAUAUCCCAGAAGGAAAGUUUGAAAGCUGAGUGGCUCUACAGCCAAGGCAAAGGAAGAGCAUAUCGGCCUGGCCAGCACAUUCAGCUUGUCCAGUAUUUGGCUACAGUCUGUCCGCUCUCUUCUACGCUGGGUCUUCAAACUGCAGAGGAUGCCAAGUUAGAGAAGAUUCUGAGCAAGCAGAGGUUUCACCAGAGGCAGUUAAUGAACCAAAGCCAAAAUGAAGAGUUGUCUUCUCUUGCUCCUACUGAAACAAAGGCACCCCUUGCACCUGAGAAUUCAAGCCCUGUUCAGGAUUGCCAGAUAGUCCAGGAAAAUGAACCUGUCAUCCAAGUCAAUUCUUGGGUGGGGGUCAGCAGUAAUGACGAUCAGUAUGCUGCGAAGAAUAACUUCCCAGCUGCCUCUGUGCACACUGCAAGAUACUCUCGAAAUGACUUGCACCUGGAAGACAUACAGACAGACGAGGACAAGCUGAACUGCAGUCUGCUCUCUUCAGAGUCUACUUUUAUGCCAGUUGCUUCAGGACUUUCUCCAGUUUCACCCACAGUUGAGCUGAGGUUACAAGGCAUUAACUUGGGCCCAGAAGAGGAUGGCGUGUCACAGGAGGCCGUGAAAGGACUAGAAAACCAUGAGUUGGACAAGGAAGAGGAAAUGGCCCUUUGGGCUGCAAAUGGAAAUUCUGUUCCAGUGGUGAAAAGAAUGAUCAGUACAGACGUAAGUGGAAAAGGGGAGCCGUUCCCUUAUCCUGAGUCAACAGCUACCAGUGCUUGCUUGAAGGGAGGUGUGCACAGUCUUACCCCUUUUCCUGAGUCAUUUGGACACAGUAUCCUCCGAACACUACCAGACUGGGAAGAAACCCUGUCUCAGACGUCUUCAGAGAAGCUUCCCUGCCGGGGCUCAGCCCAGAGACCUGUGGUGUCGGGAGAAGAUAAAGCUGCCCUUCAGAAAUUGAACGAGGCGGCCACCAAGCUUCAGGCCUGUUGGCGAGGCUUCCGUGCCAGGAACUUGAAUCCGAGGGCCAAGGACGUGCGCUAUGAGAUCCGGCUGCGCAGAAUGCAGGAGCACAUUGUCUGCCUGACGGAUGAAAUUAGGAGGUUAAGAAAAGAAAGAGAUGAAGAACGUAUUAAGAAAUUUGUGCAAGAAGAAGCUGUCAGAUUCCUUUGGAACCAGGUAAGAUCUCUUCAAGCUUGGCAGCAGACUGUGGACCAGCGUCUGAGUUCAUGGCAUACUGAUAAUUCUCCAACAUCAAGCACUCUGAUGCCAGCACAACUCCCAUUAAGCACCCAAAGUCAGGAGCUAGCUUCAGAAACGAAUUCUGAUUGGUUCCUUGCACCUCAUGAAGCACCACAAGAGAAGUCCUUACCAGAAUUUCCAGACUCUGGUUUUCAUUCCUCUAUAACAGACCACGCUUACUGUUUGCAGGAUUCUUUGGAUUUUGAAAAAAGUUCCACAGAAGGCAGCGAGAAUUCCAUAAUGGCGAAUUCUCUUGACACGGUCAAAUAUGGCAAAGAAUCUGACUUAGGGGACGUUAGUGAAGAGCAUGGUGAGUGGAGCAAGGAAAGCUCAAACAAUGAGCAGGAUAAUAGUCUGCUUGAACAGUAUUUAACUUCAGUUCAAGAGCUUGAAGAUGCUGAUGAAAGGACAGAUUUUGACGAGGGAGCAGGAGAUGGUAGCAAGCUCCCCAUAGCUCGCUCCCCUGAAAAAUUAGAAGCUUUGUCUGACGAUGCUUCUACUGAUGGUUCUCCUGGCUUGUCGCCUUGUGCGGAGGAUGAAAUCAGUCAGACACCAGAGAAUUGUAAAUUAAAUACAGAAGGUCAAGAGCAGCAAUCAGAAUGUGAUUCUUCAUUCCAGGUAUUACCUGUUGGUAUUACUGUGUAGCUUGUCUGUUAUAUGGAAAGCAGAAAUCCAGUAAAGAAUUUUUUUGAGUCAACCUUUUUUUUUUUUUUGAAGGAGAAUGUUCCCCCAAUUUUGUUACUAUUUAU